GGAAGCCGGGGAGGGCGAAACGUAGCGAGGCGCUUGCGCCGGGCAAAGGCGAAACGGGGCCGGGUUCGGCCGAGGAGGACUCGAAGGAGCCAUGUGGCCCAUUCUUUGGGUGACCAUACGGGCCUAUGCCCCCUACGUCACAUUCCCCGUGGCCUUUGUGGUAGGGGCAGUGGGAUAUCACCUGGAGUGGUUCAUCCGUGGCCAGCCGCCUCCGCAGCCACCUGAGGAGGAGAAGAGCAUCUCAGAGAGGAGGGAGGACCGCAAGCUCCAGGAGAGUGCUGGAAAGGACCUCACCCAAGUGGUCAGCCUUAAGGAGAAGCUGGAAUUUGCCCCCAAAGCUGUGCUCAACCGGAACCGGCCGGAGAAGAGCUAGCCCUCCCAGGAUGGCCAGGGGCCCUUCCUGUUCAAAAGGUUGAUGCUGAUUGGUUGGUUUUCUGAUUCCAUUGCUCUGACCUUGCCCAAGCCCAACCAGUCACUGUCUGCCAUUCAUGCCUUCACCAUUUUUGCUGUGCUGCAGUUGGCAGGGAUGGCUCAUGCUACUAGAAUCCAUCAGAGGUAGGGGAAGAGAUAUGGACUUCGGAGACUUCUCUGUAAGGGAUGCUGGUCUUGUGAUGGAACUUCUUCCAGAGUUCUUGGUGAAGGUUCCAUGUUGCAUCUGAGCCAGAAGACCUUCUUCCUCUCCACUGUGGUCUGCUCAGGGUCCAUACUGCACCUUGGCAUGGGCAGGCUUUCAGAAGAACACCCAAGAAAUAUGGUAGCCUUGAGUUGAUGGGGGAAUCUCUUGUCUGGAGGGUGUCGGGUGACCUGAAUCCUCUUUCCUUCUCCAAGACUUCCAAGCUGGAGAGAAACUGUAACCACCAGAGGAGGUGGUUAGCUGAGCAUCUCUGCCAUGCUGCUACUCAGGAAAUCAGAUGUUUCUUUCUCAAGGAGUUUCUGUCGAUGGCGUAUGAGGUGCUGGCUUUUGAGGUGGGGAGGAGCAUGGGG
Gekko japonicus is the source of this 984-nucleotide messenger RNA. It is a transcript of the gene SMIM12, whose product is annotated as small integral membrane protein 12. The coding region runs from base 92 to 373 and encodes 93 amino acids. The transcript is spliced from 2 exons. Lineage: Eukaryota; Metazoa; Chordata; Lepidosauria; Squamata; Gekkonidae. The record is from RefSeq and is a predicted model, not a curated record.